AUGCCAUCUAUUGAUCUCUCUUCAAUACCCAUACCACCCCCAACAACGUUACUCGAGCUUCGCAUGUCCAAACUAGAGAAGUUCGGCACCGUGCUAUCAGGCAUUGACGAGAAGCCCAUCCACAUCCCACUCUACGUUUCUGCGACUGGACUGACAGAUGACGAACACGACUUGACAUUUCACGCGGCAAAAUUCGUGGCUGGCGGUUUCGGUGAAAAAUUCGUUGCUCAAAGAUUCACGGAAGAAAAUCUCUGCAUUGGCAACUUGGUGCGUGUUGGAUCUCGAGACUCGGCAUCGAAUGAUGAUGGAACUGGGUGUCUGCUAGAAGUCAGCCUCUCACGUCAACCAUGCUUCAAGCUCAAUCAAAGAUUCGGCAUCAAAACCUUUGCUCCCCAGACGCACCAGGAAGACAAAACUGGUUGGGACUACCGUGUGAUCAAGCAAGGCUACAUCUUUGCUGGCAUGGAGCUGAGAGUGGUGGAGAGACCAAACCCUACCUGGUCCAUUGCCAGACUCCAGCACUUCUUCCAUCGAGACAAGAGUGACUUGAACAUUGCGAUGGAGUUGAGCGAAUUGUCCGAGCUGGGUGAUGAAUGUAAGGAUGUGUUCAAGAAGCGUAUUCGUGGAGUAGAGACCAAAGCAGCGAAACCAGUGGCGCAAUGGGUAGAAUACACAGUCACAUUCAAGACGCUCGAGACACAGUUGGAUGUUUGA
Molecule: messenger RNA, 714 nt
Organism: Aureobasidium namibiae CBS 147.97
Lineage: Eukaryota; Fungi; Ascomycota; Dothideomycetes; Dothideales; Saccotheciaceae
Product: PK beta-barrel-protein domain-containing protein-like protein
Exons: 2
Coding region: 1-714 (237 amino acids)
Molecular function (GO): molybdenum ion binding; pyridoxal phosphate binding; catalytic activity
Source: RefSeq, a predicted model, not a curated record